GCAUGAAUGAGUCUCUGUAAUGAAUGGAAAUGAAUGGAUCAGGAAUCCAGGCGGAGGGAGGAAGAAAGAGGGGGAAAGACAGAAAGACAGGGUAAAGGCAGAAGGAAGAACUAUGGAGCCUGGAAGAAUGUUUGGCUGGCUGGUCAGUUAGCGGUCUGAGAGCAACUGGUCCCACUUGGAUAACUGGGGAGCAUGGCAAGCCCACCCCAUUUGCUCUUCAAGCUGCACAGCCCAACCUAAAUGAGAGAAGGGUAUACUGUGAUGGUCUCCUCCACCACGAGGGUUGAGAGGAAGUGGGCGGGGGGGCUUGGUGGUGGUAGUGGUUGUUCUGGACAAGGCAUUUCAUACGAAUAAUUUGGGGGAAGAAAUCUGGGUUAUCAGGGAGACUUGUGGGCAAAUAAAGGAGUACAAGUUUUGAAGACAGCAGCCCCCUCCUGUCUCAGGAUGUAAGGAAGGAGAAGGGAUAGGUUUCAGGGUGCUAAGAGUCUGGGGUUUGGGGUGACUCUUCCCACUGCUGAAAACCAGGGCUCACCUCUUCCUCCAAAUCUGUCUCUCUUGCUUUAGCUCUUCAGCACCUGUUGCCUUCACUAGCAGCUUUUCCUCCUCCUCUUCCCUGCACUCCUCAGAACCAAAGAAUGUGAAGGGGGUCCAUGGAGAAGUUGUUUUCGUGGCCCUAACAGCUCAAUUCCCAUUCAUCCCCGAGCCUCCCCAAGGGCUCACGUCCCCGCGCCCCGGGCGGCCACCUAGCGCCGUCGCCACCGGCCUUCGACGGCGAACUGGAUCUGCAGCACUACUCCAACGGGCCAGGCGUAAGCGCCGGGUCUCCGGGGAUGGGAGCAGUGGGCUGGUCUGAGAGUCGCACAGGCGAACGGCGCUUCCCCUGCCCUGUAUGCGGGAAGCGCUUCCGCUUCAACUCUAUCCUGGCUUUGCACCUACGGGCGCACCCAGGCGCCCAGGCCUUCCAGUGCCCGCACUGCGGCCACCGUGCUGCGCAGCGGGCGCUGCUGCGCUCGCACCUGCGCACGCACCAGCCUGAGCGCCCGCGAAGCCCCGCCGCGCGCCUGUUGCUGGAGUUGGAGGAGCGCGCGCUACUGCGGGAAGCGCGGCUGGGGAGACCCCGAAGCUCAGCGGGCCUGCAGGCCACCCCUGCCACUGAGGGCCUGGCGCGGUCCCAGGCUCCUUCGUCGUCCGCCUUCCGUUGCCCUUUCUGCAAAGGCAAGUUUCGCACCGCGGCGGAGCGCGAACGCCACCUGCACAUUCUGCACAGGCCCUGGAAGUGCGGCCUGUGCAGUUUCGGCUCCAGCCAGGAGGAGGAGCUGCUGCACCACAGCCUGACGGCCCACGGAGCUCCUGAGCGCCCCCUGGCGGCCACCUCGGCUGCACCCCAGCCUCAGCCUCCACCCCAGCCUGAACCCAGAUCCGUCCCUGAGCCCGAGCCGGAGCCUGAACGUGAGGCAACCCCCGUCUCCGCUCCUGCUGCUCCCGAGGAGACCCCCGCGCCUCCGGAGUUCCGCUGUCAAGUGUGUGGCCAGAGCUUUACGCAGUCCUGGUUUCUCAAGGGCCACAUGCGCAAGCACAAGGCCUCCUUCGAUCAUGCAUGUCCUGUUUGUGGCCGCUGCUUCAAGGAGCCCUGGUUCCUUAAGAACCACAUGAAGGUGCACGCCAGCAAGCUGGGCCCGCUGCGUGCCCCGGGGCCUGGUUCUGGGCCUGCCCGGGCACCCCAGCCUCCUGACCUGGGCCUGCUGGCCUAUGAGCCUCUGGGUCCCGCGCUCCUCUUGGCCCCGGCGCCCACCCCGGCUGAGCGCCGUGAGCCUCCGAGCCUCCUGGGAUACCUGAGCCUGCGAGCCGGCGAGGCCCGGCCCAAUGGUGAGGGCGCUGAGCCUGGGGCUGGCCGCAGCUUUGGAGGCUUCCGCCCACUGCCCUCUGCUCUCCCAGGCCGGGCUCGCCGGCACCGCGCGGAGGAGCCGGACGAGGAAGAGGAGGUGGUGGAGGCAGAGGAAGAAACCUGGGCCCGCAGCAGGGCGGUGGGCCCUCUGGCUUCACUGCCCCCGCGCUCAGGCGAGGGCCCAGGGCACUCUGCGACUGCUGCGGGGGCCCCGGCGAGGUCCACCGCCACGCAGGAAGAGAAUGGGCUCCUAGUUGGAGGGACCCGGCCUGAAGGGGGCCGGGGGGCCACCGGCAAGGAUUGCCCCUUUUGUGGAAAAUCCUUCCGCUCAGCGCAUCACCUCAAAGUGCACCUGCGAGUGCACACAGGAGAGCGCCCCUACAAGUGUCCGCACUGCGACUACGCGGGCACCCAGUCCGGGUCGCUCAAGUAUCACCUGCAGCGCCACCACCGGGAGCAGAAGAGCGGGGCAGGCCCCGGGCCUCCUCCAGAGCCGCCACCCCCUUCCCAGCGGGGUGCAACCCAGUCGUCGGGAGCCAAGCCGGCUGCGCAGCCUGCGACCUGGGUGGAGGGCACAGCGAGCUCUCGGCCUCCCUCGAGCGGCGCCGCGUCGGGGUCCCGUCGGAAGCCCGCCAGCCCCGGGAGGACCCUGCGCAACGGGCGAGGCGGUGAGGCCGAACCCCUCGACCUGUCCCUGCGGGCAGGGCCGGGAGGCGAGGCUGGGCCGGGGGGUGCCCUCCACCGAUGCCUCUUCUGUCCCUUCGCCACUGGAGCCCCCGAGCUCAUGGCCUUGCACCUGCAAGUGCACCACAGCCGCAGGGCUCGGGGCCGCAGGCCGCCCCAGGCCGAUGCAUCCCCGCCCUAUGCCCGGGCACCGUCCGGAGAGACCCCUCCCAGUCCUCCGCAGGAAGGGGAGGAGGGCCCCGGGCUGUUGCGUUCAGGAGAGGCUGGGCUGGGGGGGCAAGAAAGGUAGGGAGCCCUCUUACGGGCUGUUAGCUUAGUGAGUUUACCCCGCAGGAGCGGGGCCGCGCUAGAGGUAGUUGGGUAGAGCAGCCAGCAGGGGGCAGCGUGGGACCCAUAUCCCAGCCCCGGGCGGACCAGAGGUGGAGGGGGCAGAGGGCGUUAGGAGGGUGGGUGGGCGAUACCUGGGCGAUACCCACCCAGCCCAAGAGAGAGUCACAGUGCCUUAGAAGUGGCAGGGGUGAGGAUCAAAGAACGGGGUCCCAGGGCUGGCAGAGAGGAGUGUUCCUGGUGAGGGGCAGCUUUGCCAGUCUUUGCUGGUCCAUAGGCGUGAGAGUUUAUUUUUGUACAAUGGGUGGGGGUGGGGGCACUGUACCCUUCUAGCCCCUCCAGGGGCCCUGUAGACGUUGCUAUUUUUGGUACGAUUCCUGUCAUCCCUGUCGCAGAGUUGUGUCCCCAAUAAACAGGUGUCUUGAGGCACA
Molecule: messenger RNA, 3327 nt
Organism: Balaenoptera ricei (Rice's whale)
Lineage: Eukaryota; Metazoa; Chordata; Mammalia; Artiodactyla; Balaenopteridae
Gene: ZNF219
Product: zinc finger protein 219
Exons: 5
Coding region: 831-2858 (675 amino acids)
Biological process (GO): regulation of DNA-templated transcription
Cellular component (GO): nucleus
Molecular function (GO): DNA-binding transcription factor activity, RNA polymerase II-specific; RNA polymerase II cis-regulatory region sequence-specific DNA binding
Source: RefSeq, a predicted model, not a curated record